GAUCUCACCCGGAAGUUAUUGUAUGAGGGUCGCGCACUUCGCCCGGAUGGUGGACACCGGGCUGCGGAGAGAAGGGGAGGUUUCGCUGGUCUCGCGGCCGGUGGGCGGGCAGAUGAGGCCUGCCUUGACCUGGCUGCGCUAGAGCGGCGCGAGGAGCCUUUCCUUCCGGUGCAAUAUGUUCAAAAGAAUGGCUGAGUUCGGGCCUGACUCUGGUGGGAGAGUGAAGGGUGUGACUAUUGUAAAACCCAUUGUUUAUGGUAAUGUUGCCCGCUAUUUUGGCAAGAAACGAGAAGAAGAUGGGCAUACACAUCAGUGGACAGUUUAUGUUAAGCCUUAUAGGAAUGAGGAUAUGUCUGCUUAUGUAAAGAAAAUCCAGUUCAAGUUACAUGAAAGCUAUGGUAAUCCACUGAGAGUGGUAACUAAACCACCAUAUGAGAUCACUGAAACAGGUUGGGGUGAAUUUGAAAUCAUCAUUAAGAUAUUUUUUAUUGAUCCUAAUGAAAGGCCGGUGACUUUGUAUCAUUUGCUGAAACUGUUUCAGUCUGAUACAAAUGCCAUUUUGGGAAAGAAAACGGUUGUUUCUGAAUUUUAUGAUGAGAUGAUUUUUCAGGAUCCCACUGCUAUGAUGCAGCAACUGCUAACUACAUCUCGUCAAUUAACACUUGGUGCUUAUAAGCAUGAAACAGAAUUUGCCAGUGUAGAAGUAAAAACUCGAGAGAAGUUGGAAGCUGCUAAGAAGAAGACCAGCUUUGAGAUUGCAGAACUUAAAGAAAGAUUAAAAGCAAGUCGUGAAACUAUCAACUGUCUAAAAAAUGAAAUAAGGAAGCUUGAGGAUGAUGAUCAAUCUAAAGAUAUAUAAUACCUAUUUAUUACUUUAAGAGACUUCAUGUGAAAUCUAUUUUGAUCAUGGAACCAAUAACAUAUUCCCUUUUCUCUGAAGAAUUGCAUGUAGACAUUCUGGAGAGGAUUU
Molecule: messenger RNA, 970 nt
Organism: Pseudonaja textilis
Lineage: Eukaryota; Metazoa; Chordata; Lepidosauria; Squamata; Elapidae
Gene: YEATS4
Product: YEATS domain containing 4
Biological process (GO): regulation of DNA-templated transcription
Source: RefSeq, a predicted model, not a curated record